ACUCACAGCUUCUCUCUCUCUCUUUCUCUCUCUUCCCCCACACUGAAACCCAAACCCUAACCGUAGAGCUCGACAAAACCCUAGCUCGCUCGCUCUCUCUCUCUCUCUCUCUCUCUCUCUCUCUCAUGCCUCCCCUUUCCUCCUCCUUCACCCUCCUCCGCCUCCGCCCGGCGCCGGCGCCGCCGACGAUUGCUGCGGCGGCGCUCCUCCUCCGCCGCCGCUCCUCCUCCUCCUCCUCCUCCUUCUCCGCCGCCGCCGCCGCCUCCGCCUCUCCCAGGGAGGGCGCCGCCGCGGCCCCGCGGAAGCCGCCCCCCGAUAAGAACCUCCUCAAGGCAAAGGACGCCAUUAAGGAGCACCACCACCACCUCCACCACCACCCCUCGACCUCCCCCUCCCUCGACGCCGACGAUCGCCGCCGCGGCCUCCUCCCCAACCAGGCCAUAGGCCUCGUCGCCGCCGCCCAGGCCAACUUCAUGCGCGUCAUCGUCGAAUCCGCCGGGGGCCACCCCGAAAGCCCUAGCUUGUUCGGCGGCGACCCCAGGGUCGGCACCGACCUCUUGUGCGUCGUUAGGGCUCUUUUGAAGAAGAUCAAGAGGAGGGUUUUGGUUGGGGAUAAGGUGAUCGUGGGUUCGAUCGAUUGGGCGGAUCGGAGGGGGAUGAUCGAGGACGUGUUCGAGAGGACCUCGGAGGUCAUCGACCCUCCUCUCGCCAAUGUGGACCAUCUCGUGGUGCUGUUCUCGAUGGAUCAGCCCCGGCCGGAGCCGUUCAUGCUCACGCGGUUCUUGGUCGAGGCCGAAUCGACCGGGAUUCCGUUCACGCUGGCGCUCAACAAGGUUGAACUCGUCGGCAAAGAGACACUGACUGCUUGGGAUGAGAGGCUUCAUAACUGGGGCUACAACCCAUUAUUUUGCAGUGUCGAUAAAAAAUCCGGAUUAGCUGCUCUGGAAGACAUCUUGAAAGGACAAACUACUGUUAUUGUUGGUCCAAGCGGGGUCGGAAAGUCGAGCCUUAUCAAUUCUCUGAGAGGAACGCAAAGCAUCUCCACAGAAGAUGAAAUAAAUAAACUGCUUGAGCUAAAUAGUAAGUGGUUUGGAGAACAACGGGUAGGCGAUGUUUCUAAAAGAAGCGGCAGAGGAAAACACACAACUCGGCACGUUUCCUUACUCCCGCUGUCUGGCGGAGGUUUUCUUGCCGAUACUCCCGGAUUCAACCAGCCUAGUUUGAUGAAAGUCACAAAGAGAACUCUUGCAGAAACUUUUCCAGAGAUCAGGCGGAUGCUCAAAGUUAGCGAGCCGUUGAAAUGCUCGUUCAACGACUGCCUACACCUUGGCGAGCCCGGGUGUGUCGUGAAGGCGGAUUGGGAAAGGUAUCCGUACUAUCUGCAGCUGCUUGAUGAGAUCAAAAUUAGAGAGGAGUUCCAGCUGCGGACGGUAGGAACAAAGAGAGAAGGUGAUGUGAGGUACAAGAUGGGCGGCAUGGGAGUGAAACAAGCGGAACCACGGCUCGAGCCGAAGAAGCAUAGAAGGGUAUCGCGGAAGAGGCUCAACCAAUCCAUACUCAACGACCUCGACGAGCUCGACGGCCUCGACGACCUCGACGACCUCGACUACUGGUCAGACGUCGAAGAGCUCACGAGGUGAGAGGCAGAGACCUGCCAGCCUUAUUGGACAGUGAUCUAACUAAGAGCCCAGAUUUUAGGGUUACCGAAGGAGGAUGAUGUUAUCCGAGCACUGUAAGUAGUAGUUUGCCCUGAAUCCGCGCGGUAUUGUAAAUUCAUCAUCGGCGGAUGCUGAAUAGUGAAGAAAGAUUUGGUGUAGGAAAAGGGAAAUUGCUGCUGCUGCUCUUAUGGCCUUUUCCCUAUCAUGUAUAUAACAAAAACAGAUAAUAAUGAGAGCAAUUCCCUUCAGAAAUUUCUUCACAGGAUUUAAAUUCUUUUGCAGAAACUAUUUCCGCGGAAUGGAAUUUUAUAACUGUUGGGACA
Molecule: messenger RNA, 1981 nt
Organism: Ananas comosus (pineapple)
Lineage: Eukaryota; Viridiplantae; Streptophyta; Magnoliopsida; Poales; Bromeliaceae
Product: putative ribosome biogenesis GTPase RsgA
Exons: 5
Coding region: 126-1640 (504 amino acids)
Molecular function (GO): GTP binding; GTPase activity
Source: RefSeq, a predicted model, not a curated record